AUCCGGUUUGGUAUUAAUCCCGGUCUAGCUUUUAUAUAUGGUAUGAUUUUAUUUCAGAAGUGUAUUGAACCAACUCGAGCAAGUAGAAGAAACUCAUGCCGUUCGUUCUUCCGCCCAAAUAGUAUCAAAACCAGAGAUUCUGGAUGACUAGAUCCUCUAAUGUCGAUCGAGACCUCCUUGCCUCGAGAAUAUAUGGGUUACCUUUGUUACUGGCAAUAUAUUUUCUGAAUAAUUUUGUCUAGAUUGAUCGAGAAGAACAAACGUUAAGGAGGAAGCAGGCGAAUCAUACUUGAAGAUUUAGGUAGAUAGAUCUUUACUAGGCGUUAGAAUUCGGAUUUUGAUCCUCGUGCCAAUUCUGUAGAUUCUCACUUACCUCAAUCAAUUGUAUAACUUUUGCUCUAGAGAUUUAGUUGCACUAGAUAGGUGAAGUAUAUGUACCCCGAGACUCUGUUUUGAAAUGUGCAAUGUGAUGAAUUAGAAUCUUCUGCGAGGAGGAAUCGAAGUUUGAAAAUGAUAAUUUCUGGAAGAAGACGUGACUGUGGGACUUGGUUUCGUAAUGUGCUGAUGUAUAUCCUACCUCACCUUAUCUGAUUAUUCUGGUGUAAACAAAAUGAAGUUUUGGAAGGAACGUGAAAGGGAAAACAAGGAACAAGUGGUCUCGCCUUUAUGCGGCCAAAUUCGAGUACUGGUGGUUGGUGAUUCAGGUGUGGGAAAAUCAUCUCUUGUGCAUCUCAUUGUCAAAGGAUCCUCUAUCGUUCGCCCAUCUCAAACAAUUGGAUGUACAGUUGGUGUCAAGUACUUAACUUACGAAAGUCCUGCUAGUUCUUCAAGUAGCAUUAAAGGUGAUUCCGAGAGAGAUUUCUUUGUCGAACUUUGGGAUGUAUCAGGUCAUGAACGAUACAAAGAUUGCCGCUCACUGUUCUAUUCACAAGUUAAUGGAGUUAUUUUUGUUCAUGAUCUCUCCCAAAAGAGAACAAAAACAAGUCUGCAGAAAUGGGCGGAUGAAGUUUCAGUAAGUGGGACGUUUUCAGCUCCUCUUUCUUCUGGUGGGCCUGGUGGUCUUCCCGUCCCAUACAUCGUUAUUGGAAACAAAGCCGAUAUUGCUACCAAGGAAGGAUCAAGUGGAAGCAGUGGCAAUCUUGUUGAUGCAGCUCGUCAGUGGGUUGAGAAACAAGGUCUGCUUCCACAUAGUGAUGAACUUCCUCUAUCUGAGAGCUUCCCAAGCAAUGGUGGUCUCAUAAUGGCUGCCAAGGAAGCUAGUUAUGACAAAGAAGCUGUGAACAAAUUCUUCCGUAUGCUGAUUAGAAGAAGAUAUUUCUCAGACGAGCUACCGUCGUCUUCUUCAGCAUGGUCUCUUUCCCCUGCACAUUCUCAGUGGUUAGAUGAAGGCACAAGUGAUGAAGAUCAGUUAUAUAAAAGAACAAGCAGCCUAAGGGGAGGAGAUCCUUACAAGUAUAACACAGUACCGCAACAUAACCUCACGCAGCCUCCUACACUCUAUCCGCAGCAACCACCUGACCGUUACAAUUACGCCAUCCCUAGAUUCUCGUUUUCCAGUGCAGAGGAAAGCAACACCGGUAAUGGCAGGUCUAAACGGGAUGGAUAUUAAUGUCUGAAAUUUUAAACACGUAGAAAAAUCUCACAUGAUUCUUCUGUAAUACUCCAAACAUCUAUACUGACAACGCAAGGUGGGGUUGGAGUGGGUUUAAUCUCCCAACCGUAUUUUUGGUCCUAUCCCAACUCUUUGGUUCAACUCUGGUUCCCUUCAAACUAAAUGGGUUUCGUAAUAAGCUUUGUCUAGUUAUAAUUCUUAUAGUUGGGCUUCGGGCUCCCUAGCUCUGUUAAA
This is a messenger RNA of Capsella rubella, 1846 nucleotides long. RefSeq names its product small GTPase-like protein LIP2. Gene Ontology annotation, cellular component: endomembrane system. Lineage: Eukaryota; Viridiplantae; Streptophyta; Magnoliopsida; Brassicales; Brassicaceae. Gene Ontology annotation, biological process: intracellular protein transport. The transcript is spliced from 7 exons. The record is from RefSeq and is a predicted model, not a curated record. Bases 611 to 1609 code for a protein of 332 amino acids. Gene Ontology annotation, molecular function: GTPase activity.